UUAUACUGCAUUACAUCGCAUUUUUGCACGUUUGAGCAAUGGAAAAAAAUCUAGAAAAAUAGAAAAAUUAAGGGAGAACAUAAAAAUUGUGGAUAUUCUGCUACAUUCGUUUCUUUUUUUAUUUAUUUUUAAUUUCUUAAUAUUUCGUGAUCACUGAGAUUUAAACUUCUAUCUCCUUUCGAAGUGAUUCGCAACGUAUUGAUACUUAUUUUAAGCAUGGAACAUUUUGUCUUCUUGGAAUCGCGGUCAGAAAUUUACAUGUUAAGUGAAAUUGUACGUAACUAGCAUCCACAUUAUCAUGAUAUCUAAAUCGAGACGUGCAUCUUUCAUGCAUGACGUGCCAAAUUGAGAAAUGAGAAAAUGGUGUGGUAAAAGCCUGCAGUUGAACUAUUCAUUCAUAGAAGCGUGACAGUGUGAGAGAAACGCUGAAAGCAUCAGCUAUGUCGCGCGGGUUAGAGUUUGCAAAGUCUGUCUUGAAAACUAUAGCAACAUCGCCAGGUUUCGGACGUUCUAUGAAAGGCGUGCACAUACUGUCAGCUGGUGAUGGGAAAUGUAAGGCACAAUUUACUGUAGCCGAAGAGCAUUUAAAUAUGGCUGGUACUUUACACGGUGGUUUCACUAGUACCAUCAUAGACUGUGUGUCUACCUAUGCUGUAAUGACCCAUAAAGAUUGUCAUCCUGGAGUUUCUGUAAACUUAAACGUGACGUUUAUAAAAGCUGCGUUUCCCGGUGAGACGGUGACAGUCGACGCUCAAACUGUACGUGCUGGUAAGAAAUUAGCAUUUCUGGCAGUGGAACUUACAAAGAACGACGGUAAAGACGUCGUUGCUCGUGGAGAACACACGAAGUAUAUCGCCAUGCCUGACGGAUAAAAAGGUGACUUGUUGAUGUAUAUGCAAAUCUGUUGAUAUAUGUACAUAGCUAGAAAUAUAUGUACAUUAGACAAA
Molecule: messenger RNA, 947 nt
Organism: Ooceraea biroi (clonal raider ant)
Lineage: Eukaryota; Metazoa; Arthropoda; Insecta; Hymenoptera; Formicidae
Product: acyl-coenzyme A thioesterase 13
Molecular function (GO): fatty acyl-CoA hydrolase activity
Source: RefSeq, a predicted model, not a curated record